UAAGAUGGGCCUGACGUCCAAUUCAUUGGAAUAUCUGAGUUGCCGACAUGUAGCCACGUGUCAGACUCUCGUGCACCCACGCACACUUCAGCUCUUCCUGCGUCCGCCGCGUGGCCCCGCCGCCGUUAACCGCCGAGAACUCCCGAACUUCUUCACACAGGCGUCGGCCAGAGAAGCUAUCGAACAGCAAUGGGGAAGACGAGAGCGCUCCCUCGGGGUCCCGAGAAGAAGCCGAAGCCGACCAAGCGUACAGGCAGGAAACGCCGGAGAUUCUCCAAGACCGGUCUCGCGAAGUACCUGAAGGCCGACUCCCACCUUUACGGUCCUUUGGUCGGUUUCUCGCCGUCCAGUCUCAUCCCUCCCAAGACCCUCCAUUCUUCCGACACAGGGUCCGUCCACCAAGCCGAAAAGGUAAUUGUGGCCGCUUUUAGGACCGUGAUGACCGUGAAAGAGGUUAUUGGGAGGCUGCUACCAGGGGAUACUGUUCCUGAAACGGCAGCUCCUGAAGGGCGUGGUUUAGGACAUAGGGAGGCAGUGAAUCAUAAUUAUCGUAACUGUCGAACCUCUUUGCCCUCAGGUAGUACCCUAGAGCACCUUAUGGCUAAAACCUUCCAAUUUUAUCACUAUAACUAUUGUUGUCACAUACAUUCUGAAUCGCAGGGACAGAGUCGAUGAGCCGAGAACUAAGAAGACUAGUGGGCUGAGGACGGUGAGUAUUAUUGGUAAAUAUGAUGUAACCAGUAAGGUAAAACACGGCCUCCAGUUAGCGUCUGUAUAGACUUGUUGUACUAAUGAUUGUGUUCUCUUGAUUUUCGAACCGAAGAUAUCUAGUGGUUGUGUUUCAUUUCGUCUGGUUAUCAAGCAAACACGCGUCUUUGUUCCCUAAUAAUUAGUCGGACUGAUCAGGGGGUUGCAGUGUCAUUUCGAAGCUAAUCGCCAUAGAGAUAGAUCAGGAUUGUUCUGAUGUCGGUUUGGAGAAGUAAGAAGGUUAAUUCCCAUGUGUUUGACAUGUUCUUGUGAUGUUAUUCGUAAUAGACUGGCCAUUUCGGGGCAGAGACAGCUCAGUUCUUCUUACGUUUAAACAGAAGGGCUAAUGUUUCUUAUGUGAAAUGUUAGAUCAAUUACAGUUGCCUCAUGUUCUCUGAGCUGGUAAUGCUUUUUCUCGAAUAGUUCCUGAAUAGGCGUUGCUUUCCUCGUCCUCCAUCAGGAUGCUCACCCUUAUUGACUCAGGCGCAAGAAAACAAAAUGGAUAAGUUGCACAGGCUCUCUUUUAAGUCUAAUAUGGUCCCGUCUCGACUGUCCUUGCAUGGGUUUGGAUGAAUUCAGUCCACGUGCGGGUGGGACAUAAAUUGAUGUUAUGUUUAGACCGAAAAAUGAUUUUAUUGUAGCAAAGAGAGCUUUCAUAUGAUGUUCAUCGUUACACUGCAACAGUUGGUGGUGUAUACAUUCAGGGACCCAUUUGGGAAAAUGGGUCGCUGUACGUAAGAAACAUGAUUGAUAAUGCCUCGGGUCUUAACGGGAACGAUGAAGUCCGUGAGCACGAAAACUAAUGGAAGAUCAUUCGAUUCCCGUCUUGUCCACUUGUGGAGAAAGGACUCGUUAGCAUUAACUGUCCUUUGAAAAAUCAAACAGGACGGCACCAAAUCGGCCGCUUAGAGCAUGUGUUAUUGAUCAAUAAUGCCUGCUUACAGGUACAAAAUUUAUUCAUUGUGGUAUAAUCAUCAUAACACAAAAAAAGAAGAAGAAGAAGGGGAAAACACGAAUAUAUCACUAAACCAUUUUGAUUGAAGUUUUAAUCAAUACAUUUGCUUCCGUCUCGACUAGCUGACUCUUGACGGGACAUCUCGCAACACCUCUCCGUAACUCGUGUUUUCCCUGGACCGACUGUUCGGACACUCGUGACAUGAAAACUAGGACUUGCCUAUAUAAACGCAUUGUACUUACAAGAGCCUUAACAAAGCUCACCUAUCUUCGCUCAUAUAUACUCUGUUUUUGUGCGUCUUUCCUUGAGUUUUCGCACAAUGAGAAAGAAGGGGAGAGUGCAGCUACGGAGGAAGAGGAGGAGCACAGAGGAGUCGAAAAGGGCGAGGAAGAGUCCGGCCAGAAGGAAGAUGGAGCAGUUGCAGAGGAUCAUCCCAGGUUGCGACGGGCAGUUUGCCAUGGAUUCCACGACCUUGUUCCAUCUGAUUGCAGAUUACAUCUCCUUUCUUGAACUCAAAGCGUCUCUCCUCAGAACCACAAUCUCCUGCCUCCCACUCCUCUCGACUAAAGGUGACCAACCGAAUGAACCACCUGCAUCGUGUAUGCAGUAAUCUUCCAAUAAUGAUAACGAGUAGCCACAGGGUUCGGGAACGUCUGUCGAUCUCCCGCAUGAGUGCGAAAUGUUCUUGAAGAUGGGAAUUAUUCCUAGGGAUGAUAUUUGUAUGUCGUUCUUAUUCUGCAUAAAUAAGGUGUUCGCUCUGUUCCUGCAAUCUCCUCGGCAGAGCAGCUGCUUCUCUUUGUUAUCUCCUUCCUAUGCAAUAAGAUAUCCCCCUCUGUUUGGCUUGGUAUCUUCAA
Messenger RNA from Punica granatum (pomegranate), 2556 nucleotides. Lineage: Eukaryota; Viridiplantae; Streptophyta; Magnoliopsida; Myrtales; Lythraceae. The record is from RefSeq and is a predicted model, not a curated record.